AUGGCCGCUGAAGGUCGAGCUUUACUAUACGGUUUCUGGCUGUCAUCGUGUAGUUGGCGAGUGAGAGCUGCUUUAAUUUUAAAAGGUGUACCUUUCGAAGAAAGACGUGUGGAUAUAAUCCGAGAAUGUAAACACCUUACUGAUGAGUACAAGAGUAUUAAUCCAUCGCAAAAAGUGCCCGCACUAGUUAUUGAUGGAGCAACUCUUGUUGAGUCUAUGGCUAUACUUCAAUAUCUAGAAGACACUCGUCCCAAACCCACUCUACAGCCUAACACACCCCUACACAGAGCUCGCAUGAGAGAAAUAUGUGAAACAGUAGUGUCUGGUAUUCAGCCGCUGCAGAAUAUAGGUAUAAGAGCUCAUUUUGAUACUGAAGAUCGUUAUAAGAAGUUUACUAGAUACUGGACGGCGAGGGGUUUGCAAACCCUUGAGGAAUUGCUACAGAAAUCAGCUGGUCGAUACUGUGUUGGGGACAGAUUAACUAUGGCGGACCUGUGCCUUGUACCACAAUUGUACAAUGCCUCUACAAGACAUAAGUUAGACCUGAAAAUGUUCCCAACAGUUUCCAAACUGUACGAGACGCUAUUAAAAGAAGAAACUUUUAGGGAGAGUCACCCGGAGAACAUCAAACAGAAAGUAACCGAA
Molecule: messenger RNA, 645 nt
Organism: Brenthis ino (lesser marbled fritillary)
Lineage: Eukaryota; Metazoa; Arthropoda; Insecta; Lepidoptera; Nymphalidae
Source: the annotation of a GenBank genome assembly